Verruconis gallopava is the source of this 3640-nucleotide messenger RNA. RefSeq lists its product as uncharacterized. The record is from RefSeq and is a predicted model, not a curated record. NCBI's taxonomy places the organism in Eukaryota, Fungi, Ascomycota, Dothideomycetes, Venturiales, Sympoventuriaceae. The transcript has 2 exons. The coding region runs from base 683 to 3304 and encodes 873 amino acids.
CGAUUUCUUCUUUUUCUUCAUCCUCUGACUUCCUUGUUCCCCGCUUGGCCCGCCCGUCGCACUGCUUCUCUGUUCUUCUUCAGCGGAGUACUUUUUCUUCCCCUUCAUUUUCCUUUCUUUCGUUCAUCGUCGCUCUUUUUUUUGAGCACCUCUCGUGCUGUUCCGCUCAUUAUCUGGUUUCAAGCCUGGUGGUUUUUGUAAGGCUCGUCCCCCUUCAUUUCCUCGCCUUACAAACACCUUCCAAACAUCUACCCCCACUCCCUGCUUCACGGUAGACGGUCGCGUUCACAGCGCUCGCAUUCUGGUUGAAGGAGAGAUAAGCCUAUCUGCUGGAUCACUCCAUUGUACCCAUACCGUGGUCACCAUUUCAGGACUUUACAUCUCACUGCAACCCGCUCCAUCGGCCGAGUACACGUCAGUCACGUCUUGUAAACGUCACCUGAACCUCGACUUCCGUCUUUGCGCCACCACUUAGUCUGAUACCCAAGCCCCGGGUUGUUUCCCUCUUGCCCCUCCACCUCCAUCCGGACUCUGACUUUGAACUCCAAUGGUCUGUCUCUAUGGCACCCGUCACAACAGUUGUCUAGUACUAUGACACGACUGUUGAAAUCGUCAAAAUCAUUAGCCUUUUGGACCGAGCAGGUAGUGGAGCAUCUGUAGGUCGACUUGCUGAGAAGGUCAAAUGAGUUUUUCGCCGCAGCGUGCGAGAGCAGGCAAUGCUUCCGCUGCCGGCUCGGGACGAGACAUAGAGGAUGCACAACAGGGCUCGGUGACAGCGGCGAGAGAGCGGCUGAGGGCGAUUCAAGCAGUGCGAGCGCAAGCGACCAAGGAUGAACAAAGCCCAAGGUCGGGAGACAGGCUCAUUCAACAGACAUCAUCGCCACCGUCUCGGCAACCUGCACAAGCGUUCCCUUACUCUCCAAUGUCUCCGCAACGUACCUACGAUCAGGACUACGACUAUCAAGAACCCGCGUCCGAUGCCUCUUGGCCCUUGCCGGCGAGCAGGUACAACCCUGCUGCGAAUACAGCGUCUUCAGCACGUAGAAGUCGCGACUCGGGUGUCUUGCCAGAUCCCAACGCGAGGUCAUUUUAUGAGGCAGGAUCUCAAGAAUUUCCUCCCGAAACCUUGCAACUGCCUCAACCUGCAUUUAACAGAGGCCAGGAGAGCUACGGAGUGUCGGAUCAGUACUCUUCGGUCACAUCUCCCUCAGCACCGCCUCGAACACUGUCAUCGACUUCAAUUGGGUCACUUGGUAUACCAGACUUUCCACUGCCAACGUCUCAAUACCAAAAUGCUCGUCGCAGUCAAAAUUUUCCCCCGCAAAGCCGGUCGCGCCGUGGGCCGUCGUCGUUUUACUCUCAACUUUCAGGCCCUUUUGGCGUCUCCCCAAUUCCGGAGGAGUCUAAUUCCCGAACGACAAAUUCGUAUGCGUCGAGCAAUGUGAUUCCAUCUGCGCAGAUGAAAGAAUUCUUUCUCGACGAAACACCGUCCGAUGAAGACGACGGCUCGAGUGCUGAAUUUAACUGGUCUAAAGAUAUGGAGAAGAACCAACAGAGUAGCCCUGGGCUUGUUCGACAAGCCAGCCUUGGGAGGCUCCAGAAACCAGCAUUGACGACGAUUAGAAGUGGCGAGAAUCUUCGGCCACCUGUGGCAACUCCUGUGUUGCCCAAAGAAGUGCCUGGGUCGAAGAUGAUGCGCACGUCUCAGGUUGCGAGCAUCUUAGACGGAGAGAGUGUGCUUUUGGAUGCCUCCUCGACGGAGCAAUCAAGAAGACCCAGCUUUGGAAAUGUUGAUCUUUCAGAGCCAUUCAAUCCAAAUGAAAAUACGAAACAAGGCUUCGGGCGACUGGGUUCGCUCAGGAAGAAUGAGAAAGGCCUGGCUGAUCGAAGACAGAGCAAACUUGGUGCCUCAUCAGAUGGAAGAACUGCGAGACGACCGGCUAACAUAGACGUACAAGCCAUAAGAGAUGCGGAGGCACGCGCAUCUCUUACCAGUCUUCCCGACUUGAUUCGCCGAGCAACGAGACUGGCAGCAAAUCUUGACAGAGGAAAGACAGCAAGCAGACUUGGCAUGGAUUGGAUGACCAAUGACGACGAAAGGCCAGUCGCUUAUCGACCGUCCGAAGGUUCAUCAUUGGGCGGUAUGCUUGCUUCCUUCCCACCGCCUGCUACGAUGCCUCGAGAUCCUACGCCGAGCGAUCAAGAUACAGCUGAAGAACUGUACAAGAACCUGAACGUCAAAAGAAAAAGAGCUCAAGUCCCGGAUAGACGUGGUAGACGUCAGAUUUGUGGCAUGUCAAGACGAGCCUUCAUUGCGAUCGUGCUUUUCGUUUUCUUUCUGGUUGCUGCGGCGGUAAUCCUUCCAGUUUUCUUGAUUCUGCUUCCAAAUAAGAACAAAUCAACCAGCAGCGCGACAGUACCGGUAUCAACUGCGCUGCAAACCUGCCAGAAAAACCACCCUUGCUCAAAUGGAGGUGCUGUCGUGAUCAAUCUUGAUCAGAGCUGUGGGUGUAUCUGCACCAACGGCUUUACAGGAGCGCAGUGCACCGUGCAAUCAAAUUCUGGCUGCACGACGAUUUCUGCGACCAACACCGACAAGGCCACAGUAGGCACUGAUGUCCCCGAUCUGAUCACAGCCGCGCAGCAAAAGUUCAGCAUUCCACUCGACGCCACGGCCUUGUCCUCCGCAUUCGCAGUGAACAACAUGACCUGCACGACUGAGAAUGCAAUAGUCACAUUCCAAGACGCUUCAAAUAAGAGACGUGAGUUACCGUAUGCGAUCGGGCACAAAGUGUUUGCCCAGAGAAGCAAAAUGUAUCAUGGUCGUUCUGGAGACCUUGAUAUUGCAAUUUCAAGCACAGUAGACAUUGAAACAGCUCCUCCUACUGGCACUGCAACAUCUUCCACCAGUGCUGCAUCCGCAAUACCAACGGCUGCUCCAACGACAACUCAAGCUACUUCGACGACAAGCGCACCCACGAUGGGAGCCAACUCGACCACGAUACAGUUUGCAAAGGUGGGCGUUCUGUUCGUGCUGCAAGACAGCCGGGAGCUUGCCGUGGCCGUAUCAGCCCAGGAAACUUUGUACCAAUUCCUGCAAGAAGCAGCAAAGGGUGCGAGCUCCAUGCCGAUGAACAACAUUACUCUUGGCAGUGGUUAUUUCAUCGAUCUCACUUAUUAUAGCGUCACUCUGCGCAACUCUACAAAGUACGGCAUCGGCGUCAACUUCAAUGGAACCGCCACUGGAUUCAACAAUGCGAAGCGGGCAACAUCUGUAAGCUUACUCACGCAUUUUUUGUUCUGACAAACCUUCUGAAGGGAUCAUCGCACCACGUUCAAGGCGUUUAUGGGCAACGAUGAUUUCUUGUUCUUGGGGUUUUUUUUUUUGAAUCUCUACCAAAGAGCAGACAUUUUCUGCAUUUAAGUUUGGUUUCAUCUGUAAAUUAUAGUCACGAUGGCUGCCUGGGCAGUUUCAACGAACCGUUGUGUACAAAGCGAGGGUGGCUAACCAAGAGCUUCGGACGGUCCUCCUGUACUGUGUAAAAAUUUUGAUGGAAAACAUCAAGGUCGUCAUUUGAUGAUGAUUGUAAGCAUAAUGAGCGUAUAUACAACAAUUGUAUCUAGGAUUUGAAGGCAAGUC